GCGAGAAGGAACAACAGCCAAAAAGCAGGAGAGGAAGGACAAGAAGUUAAGGAGACAACCGAAAAGAAGGAAAGAUGGCUCGCCGAUCCCAGGGUACCAAACUCCACUUAGCAGUUCUGUGUCUAGUUGUGUCCUGUCAUGCCAUUGGCCUUAGUGACCUAAUGGAGAGAGCUUCCCAGCGAUCAGACAAGCUUCACUCACUCAGCACUUCCCUCACCAAGGACCUGGACUCUCACUUCCCACCAAUGGGACGAGUGAUGAUGCCACGCCCGUCUAUGUGUCACACCUCCUCACUCCAGACACCCAAGGACAAGGAGCAAGCACUCAAAGUAUCGGAGAAUGAGCUGAUCUCCCUGGCUCGCUCCCUCCUCCUGGCCUGGAACGAUCCCCUGCUGCUGCUCUCCUCAGAGGCGCCCACUCUGCCACACCCCUCCAAUGGCGACAUCAGCAGUAAGAUCAGGGAACUGCAGGACUACUCCAAGAGCCUGGGAGAUGGACUGGACAUAAUGGUCAACAAGAUGGGACCCUCCUCCCAGUACAUUUCUUCAAUCCCCUUCAAGGGUGGAGACCUCGGCAAUGACAAGACCUCCCGCCUCAUCAACUUCCACUUCCUCAUGUCCUGCUUCCGCAGGGACUCCCACAAAAUCGACAGUUUCCUCAAGGUCCUUCGAUGCCGGGCUACCAAAAUGCGACCAGAAACAUGUUAGGAGAAAAUGGCAGGCAUUUUGGUUCUGGAUUGUUCCAUUUUCAAACUGAUAGUCAAAAUGGGGUAGCCAUUUGAAGGAGAAUUCAAGGGGAUUGUUUGUUGAGUUUGAUUUUGUGAAAUAACUAAUGCUGCCACCUACAUCACAUUUGGACUAUUCAUAGACUAUACGUUGUAUAUCUGUUAUCUGAACCACAUUUUACCAUACAACUUAAGGUAGUUUAUGUUCGGUAAUGCAUUUCAUCAAAAAUAUGCAACCUAAUAUUGGCACUUAUAAUCAUAUUCAAUGAUUUAUAUAGAUAACAAAGGAUCCCUCCAAGUCAUUCUUAGUAGAUACAGAGUGCUGAUAGUUGACCAAUGACCAUCAUGAUAACAUUUGCACUUUAGAAUAUGAUUUCUCAAGUCACUUAUAUAACUUCUCUUAUACUAUACACAAUGUACUGUUUCACUAAAUACCAAAUAAAAUCUUUAUUGCAUUAUAAAACAUGAA
Molecule: messenger RNA, 1193 nt
Organism: Oncorhynchus tshawytscha (Chinook salmon)
Lineage: Eukaryota; Metazoa; Chordata; Actinopteri; Salmoniformes; Salmonidae
Gene: prl
Product: prolactin
Exons: 5
Coding region: 75-707 (210 amino acids)
Biological process (GO): positive regulation of cell population proliferation; positive regulation of receptor signaling pathway via JAK-STAT; response to nutrient levels
Cellular component (GO): extracellular region
Molecular function (GO): hormone activity
Source: RefSeq, a predicted model, not a curated record